Molecule: messenger RNA, 1221 nt
Organism: Didymodactylos carnosus
Lineage: Eukaryota; Metazoa; Rotifera; Eurotatoria; Philodinida; Philodinidae
Source: the annotation of a GenBank genome assembly
AAUCAGAUUAAAUUAGAAAAGAAAACGAAGUUCCUAUAUACAUGUAUAUAAAAGUUAUUAUAAAACGAAAUGUUGUGUGCGGAAUAGAGGAAUAGCGGAAUAGAGGAAUAGCGGAACAGAGGAAUAGCGGAAUAGCGACCGACCGACCGGAAUACAUUUUGACAUGCUCCCUUAGUUUCUUCCUGUUCAGUACUAUUACUCAACUGCUUAAUAUAAAUGAACAAAAAUUUUGCGCCUCUGGUUUUCUCCACCUGAAAAGAAAUUGUCCGUACGAUGUUUUUUAAGGUGGACAGGCUAGUGAACCAGCUGAAUCUAGUGAUUGUCUGCAACAAUCUUACAAUCUUCUUGAAAAAAUCAACAUCUCUACUCAGAAUUCAAUGCGAAAUAUAAGUAAAGAAUCAGCUACAUUCCUUUGGUUUCAGUUAUUUAAAGAUGUCAUUGUGAAAUUGAAACCAACAGAAGAUGCACGGUUGGAUUUCAUAGAAGAAAUCAGAAACUACUAUCGGGAUGAAGUGGAUAGACGAAAACUGGAAACACUUCUAGAAGAAUUUGGAAUGGUAUGAGGCAAGAAACGUCAUCUGGUGGUAUAUUAGACAAGUAUCUCUUUCGAAUAUUGUCAACAAAGCAUUGAGAACAUACGAUUUGGACAUGCCAUAUAAACUUCGUUAUUUUAUUAACUUGUACAAAACGUUGUCUCCCUCACAUUCAGCAUUGCAGCAGCAACUUCCAAUGAACAGUUUUCAAAAUCUACCGUGGGGUUGUUUUACCAUUAUGGAGUUUCAGUAAACUGAAACAUACAAUUAAAACUUCUCAGCAGCGUACAUUUGUCUCUACCUGUUUACUGGUUACUUAUCGACGUCCAGAAAUAUCCUAGUAGGUGAAAUCUUUUCUGAAAAAGGAGCGAAAACUGAUGAAACAGUAUCUGUUCUAUUUGAAAUCGAUAUUGAUCUAUCACUACACAACAUUACAUUUGCUGAUAUUAGCCGUACUAGUGAAUUUGCACCAGAAAAAGAAGUACUGUUUGAUAUCGAUAGAACGGUUGAACUGGAAAGUUUAACAUUUGACAUUGCAAAAGAUCGUUGGAUUAUUCAGCUAGCCACAUCUAAUUACGGUGCUGAUUUAACACAAGUAUUUAUUGAAUAUCAAAAUGAAGAAUCGUCGCCAUUCAACAAUAAUGUCAGCUCAAUAUUUAACUGUUCUCUGUCAAGUCCUAUUCAUUAG